CCGACGGGAGCGUGAAAUAAGAUUCAUUUGGACGUCCUCUUCGAGCCCUCUUUUCGUGCCCCGCCGAACGUGGGGAAUUCUCAAACAGUGAUGCGACAUUGGAGCCACCCAACAGCAACACCCUCAACAAGCCUCGCAGCGGCUCCUCGAAGGCUCAUCAUAUCCCCCCGCCGUUUACCGUUUACUGGAGAGAUUCCGAGUUCGCUUCGGUGUCAGGAACGCCAUUGGAAAUUGCGAACUCACAACUCGCCCCUUGUUCCCAGCAACUCGAGCUCGUGGGAACAUUCACUCUGCAAUCAUCUCCAUUGAAGGCGCUGCUUACAAAGGAUAUCAACCGCUAACUCGCUACUUCAAAGAAAAGGGCGGGAGUGGUUGUUGGCUCGUCGUCGGUACCCAUCAUUGAGGACGGAAUGGCGGGUGGAGCCCCGGAGGCAGGAGGAAAUGACGAGGACAUUGUCACCGACGAUAACGGUGACGAUAAGCCGACUACGACGAUAAUAGUAACGAAUGCCACCGAAGACCCUUUGCGGCUCGAAACCCCGGGGACCGCUCACCCGAAAUUGAUUGAAAGCCUUGUGCACGAUUCAAAUACGAGCACUCCCACGACUUUGUCUGAAACCACGUGCACGUCAAGUGCAUCCUCCUCCUCCUGCGACUGUUCCACAUGCUCCUCUGCUCGCUCCUCUCCAGGGCCUUCGCGUCCCCGCAGCGCGGUGUCGUUGCGGCUCGAGAACAAUGUCGAGCUUUCGGCUCGACCAUCGCGACAUUCCCACGACGAUGACCGCUGUUCCUCGUCAUCGUCGUCCAACGUGGAAAAUGAUGCCCUUCAUAACCAGCACUCGCAUAAUACCCACAGCGCACCCGUAUCUCCGUCUCCGCUCGCAGGCCUCAUGCCGGGAACGAAUCUCAGUGCGGAACGUCGAAAAGCAGCACGCGAAAGGUUGCGGUCCGCCAUGGCCGCUGUAUCGACGGUGUCUAUGAAGGAAAAGGAACGGCAAUUACAACAACAACAACAACAGCAGGGUGACCGUGGCAGCAGCCGGGAUUGGAUUGGUGGUUUAAGCCCUGGGAGGGGACAUAGCAAACGACCGAGUACGGAUAGCACGGCGAGUCAACGUGAAUCGACGGGUGGACGAUCUGACACGCCGCAGAUUGGGCCACCAUCACCAAAUAUAUCCACCCCUGCAUCGACACCGACGCCUGCGCCGAAUUUGGAGGAGAUGGACGCAAAGAACAAAACCAGUCAACUGGGAACUCUCAGUGUCAUUGCCGCCGCAUCAGGCUGGGACAUCAGACUUCGUGAACUCGUCAUGCGCGAAGCGAAGCAUGGUGAAGCCUCCGAACCACCAUCACCAAUACCACUGCGUGGAAAACUGAGCACUCGCGUCCGUUCCUUCACCACCUCAGCUCCCACCACCCCCACAAAUCCGACGCCCUCGAAAAGCGCAGACGGCAGUACAGACGACCUCACGGCAAAUCCACUCCGUCGGAGAAGCUCAGUAGUCUCGCGUUACUCUGCCCUGUCGGGCUCGUGGGUGAGCAUGGGCAGGAAUAACUCGGAGUACUCGAGAACGAGAUCGAAGGAUGAAAGCUCGUUCCAACGCAGGAACUCGCAUAGCCAUUCGCCAUUGCAUGGCCGGUCUCCCAGUAGAUCCGCGCCGGAUGUCACAGUGUCCGCAAACCCCAGAACUGGCGAGGACGGCGAUACAACCCAACAAGGCAAUCAAAUCCCUGCCGAAGACCAGGACCUCGAAGACUCCACCUUCACGCACGAAGAAGGCGACAUCCAACGCUCCCGCCACAUCCGCCGCCGCACCACUGAAUACACAACCAUCGCCAACGCAUUCGACGAACGGCUCCGCGAAAUCGUCCUCGAAGCAGCCGGCGGCCUCGAAAAAACCCGCCAGGCCGCUCGGUCCCGUAAUAGCAUCUCCUCCUCCGCUUCCCAAUCGCACGAUACCCCCCUCACACACCGACGACCCCUGUCACUCAACAUCCAACGCCCGCGGACGCGAUCGAUGAGCGGGUCACAUUUGGACGACCGGGAUGAGCGAUCGAUACGCGUACGCACCGCCCCGACGACGCCGCUGACGAGGCUUUCGAACUCGGCGCAGGAUGUGUUGAGGAGAAGGAAUGAUGUUAUUCCGUAUCGGAUGUCGCCGGGGGUGGCGGAUGGGGAUGGUGGUAGGGAUUAUAUGGAGGGUGGGGAGGCGGGGAAGGCAAGGAAAGGGAGGUUUCAGGCGGCGUUGCAGUAUGUGCCGGCGUCGCCUGUUACGCCGACGGGGGUUGAGUUGGACGGAGGUCGGGACACGGAUAUCAAAGUGGGAUCGGCAGACACACUUAUCACUAAUCAGGCACUGAUGUCUGGGGUGAUGUCUGGGGUGAUGUCUGGGGCCAGUUGCGACGCUGGCCCAGGGACGAUUAGGAAGGCAAAUCAAUCGGAGCCGCCGGACGGACGAGGCGAUUGCUCAUCGCAGACCACACCGCUAUCACCCCCAACUGUCCAACAACCUCCAACCUCUGCCUCGCCCACACCCGCCAACCGCCCAAAACCACCAACCCACAUCCCGACCCCAAUCGUCGCCCUCUCACCACCACCCUCCUCAACCAUCACCUUCAGCAUUCCACAUGUGCCGCAAUCUCUAACGGCCGCAGCCGCGGAAGCACAACCUGGACUUCAUGACCCUAAGGUAGAGAUCUCCCAGCCGGCGGAGAUCACACCCACAUCAUCACCACCAUCAAGGGAACAAGGCAGAGAGAAGGAUGUAGAUACAUAUACCCCUCCCUCUUUUACGGCCGAAUAUACACCACCAGCACCUGCAGCUGAAGAACAACUACAUCCCUCACCAAGCCCCGCAUCGGAAUCACACCCUUUCGAUAUACCCCCCGCCACGAUCACACCCAUGACGAUCAUAGCGCCCGCAAAGGGCGAUUCGGCGGUGCAUCUUCCGGACCCGUCAGCACCAUCCGAACAAGCAGACCCCGGUGUCGGCGUCGGCGUGGAGACGUCUUGGCGGUUUGUGCGACACACGGAAGUGAAAGUUCCGGAGGCUGUGGUUGGGGAGGUGAAUAUGAGCACUACCAGCGUUAGCACGGACAUUUCGAAAGACAUCUCUCAGAUCCUGAAGACGGGAAUGUAUGAACAAGUGCAUGAGGAAAAGACACAGGAGACUGUGGUGGAAGGAUGGGAUCUGUUGGAUGAGGAGAUGUUUAUCAAUUACCUUUGAGCACCUGCAGACGUACGAUGAGAAAGCGCGAAAUCCUUUCCAUUCCCACCCGCUUAUAUAGCUGUGCUUUCUUAUACCCCCACUCGUUUCGGCGCAUAUCACAUAAUGAUACAUACAUUCAAUACAUACAUACAUAGAGGUAAUAUAU
Molecule: messenger RNA, 3375 nt
Organism: Fimicolochytrium jonesii
Lineage: Eukaryota; Fungi; Chytridiomycota; Chytridiomycetes; Spizellomycetales; Powellomycetaceae
Exons: 2
Coding region: 411-3227 (938 amino acids)
Source: RefSeq, a predicted model, not a curated record